UUCAAUAUGGUUGCAGUUACUGCAACUCCAAGUUUAUAGGAAGAAAUGAACUUUGGGGUGUCACUUAAUUUACAAACACUCUUUUCAAACGCCUAGUCUAGUCCACUGAAAUGGUAACAGAAAAACCAGUUUUACUCUAUUUAGGCACAUUUUAAUAUCUCCCAGUUACAAAAACAGGAUCUUUUCUGAUUCUCAUUGAUCUCUCAAAGACUCGAUUUUGAUUACUUUCUCUCUCUCAUUCAUUCUAAUCUUGAUAUGUGUAAAUGUAAUUCAGUCUCUUUCUCUCUCUCUCUCUCUCUGCACAUUUUAUCUUAAAUCCUCCCAAAACCAAAACUCUCUCUCUACAUGGAGACAACCCAAUACUUCUCUUUCAACCAGAAAGCGAUCUGCAAACCCCAAUUAUUCAGUCCCUCUUUUAAACUCUCCUACCCUAUUUCCACUCUCCUCCACCACUACCACUGUUCCUCACCAUGGCCACUGAUGCCUCCCCUGCAUUCAGAACCGUUCCUCAACCCCACGACUUCCACCCCGAAAUAUCGGUAUCUCUAUCACCCACCCACGACGGCCUUGAGUUCAGGCAGUUCAUGAUUGCAGGCUCCAUAGCUGGCCUAGUUGAGCACAUGGCUAUGUUCCCAGUAGACACCCUCAAAACCAGGAUGCAGGUUUUUGGUGGGUCUUGCUCUGUUCAGCCAAUCGGUGUUCGACAAGCCCUCGGAUCGAUUUUGAAACUUGAAGGCCUUGCAGGUCUCUACCGUGGGAUUGGGGCAAUGGGACUUGGUGCAGGACCUGCCCAUGCUGUUUAUUUCUCAGUUUAUGAGAUGUCCAAGGAGUUUUUCACACGUGGAAAUCCAAAUAGUUCAGCUGCGCAUGCAGUUUCCGGAGUUUUUGCAACUGUUACAAGCGAUGCUGUGAUCACGCCCAUGGAUGUUGUGAAGCAGAGGUUGCAGUUGCAGAGCAGCCCUUAUAAUGGUGUUGCAGAUUGUGUGAAGAGGGUUUUGGUGGACGAAGGAGUAGGAGCUUUUUACAAGUCCUAUAGGACCACUGUUGUGAUGAACGCCCCAUUUACUGCUGUGCAUUUUGCUACAUAUGAAGCUGCAAAGAGAGGGCUAAUGGAGGUGUCGCCAGAGAGCGCCAGCGACGAGAGGUUGGUGAUUCAUGCCACUGCUGGGGCAGCUGCUGGGGCUUUGGCUGCUGCUGUCACUACCCCUCUUGAUGUUGUGAAAACCCAAUUGCAGUGCCAGGGGGUGUGUGGAUGUGAUAGAUUUUCUAGCAGCUCGAUAGGGGAUGUUAUUCGAAGCCUCGUGACGAAGGAUGGAUAUCGAGGGCUUAUGAGAGGUUGGGUUCCCAGGAUGCUCUUUCAUGCUCCUGCAGCUGCAAUUUGCUGGUCUACUUAUGAAGCAUCAAAAAACUUUUUUCAAGAACUCAAUGGCAGUGAGAGUUGCAGAACCUGAUCAGGUAACAUUCAAGGUUGCAUAUCUGCAGAAACCUCAACUGGGGUUCUCAAUUCUCAUCCUGGAGCAGCAGCAUUUGGAGUUCCACAUGCACAAAAUCAACUCAGUCCAAGCCCUUGUUCAUGUAAAAACAAUUAUGUAGAUAUAAAUUAUCAAUCGAAGGGGGAAUGAUCAUUCCCAGCUUCUAACUGCUUGGCAAAAACGAACUAUUCUUCAUGGAUUA
This is a messenger RNA of Prunus persica (peach), 1674 nucleotides long. RefSeq names its product mitoferrin. Bases 471 to 1451 code for a protein of 326 amino acids. The record is from RefSeq and is a predicted model, not a curated record. Gene Ontology annotation, molecular function: ferrous iron transmembrane transporter activity. Gene Ontology annotation, biological process: iron import into the mitochondrion. NCBI's taxonomy places the organism in Eukaryota, Viridiplantae, Streptophyta, Magnoliopsida, Rosales, Rosaceae. Gene Ontology annotation, cellular component: mitochondrial membrane. The transcript has 2 exons.